AAACGAGACCGAACGAAACGAAAUAUGGGCAAUUCGCAUUGGUCUUUUAUCGCGACUUUCAAGCCAUUUUGGCGCACCGAAGUCGCUACCAUGGAGUAAGCACAAUCCAAAGGCAGAGAUACAUAUAUACAUAAAUAUGUACAUCGUCAAAAGCCUCGACGUUCUCAGUCUCUUGCGCUCGUAUGCGAGAUAUGCGCAAGAUUGCGCAAGAUCACGCAAGAUGGACCAAGAUGGACGAGCUGGGCGGCUCGGCAGAGAGAGAAGUAAUCAAAUUUGGGCGUGAACUAAGAAAAGAGGAACGCGGUAGUCCAAUGGAUGAAGAAACGAUAAAACCAAAGGACGAGGCGGAGAACAAUGGCUUGGAUGGCAAUGUGGUAUUAUGUUCCGAAAACUUAGAAGAUAAUGAGCGCAAAAUUAUGAAGGGUGACGCAGUGGGAGAUACAAUGUAUAGUGCAUCCUGGAUACUUCGUACCAUCAUAUCGUUAACAAAGGCAGAGGACGUAAAAUUUACGGAUACUCUAGAAAUUGAGCUAUGUUCUUUAUGGGAUAUGACCGCUCAGGAGGAUGUCGUUACAUUCUUAUUAGACAAUAACUUUCUGGAUAUAGCAGAACACGUAUUGCGGUCAUCCAAAAAUAAUAGAUUAACGGAAAUCAUUCUAGGGAUCAUUGGCAAUAUGUGCUGCCAACCGGUGGUAUUGAGGGAUGUUGGUAAUCGGAAAAAUCUUGUCGUGGCAAUAUUAGAUCUGUUGACAUCCGACGAUACCGAGACUUUGAUUCAAGUUCUUAGAAUUGUCAGAGCAGCUACCUGGGACGUGCAGAGAAAUGACGAAUCGGCAUGGCUGGAGAAUAUAAGAGCAUGUCAAUUCUUUGGGGAAGCACUUCUUUUCCUCCUGCAAAGCUCUACCAACGAGAACUUAUUGACCACCGCUAUAGAUUUACUGAAAUCAAUUUCCUCGAUCAAAUUGCCAAAUGGCUCGAACUUGUUAUUUAACUUAGUUAACAUCGAAGGAAUAAUACCUGCUUUAUUUGAAUCGGCGGCUCAAGUGAUCUCGGAGCAAGGAUUUUACUUGCAAAGUCAGCAGAGGAAGAUAAGAAAUUGGCUUGCCGUUUUACGCAGUAUAGUGCAAGACCAUCAAUUUGCUAUUAAGAAAGAUGAGCCGGAUGAAAGUUCACAAUAUGGAUUAAAUCUCUUACUAAAAAUAUUAGAACCUUACGUACACUCUGAAAAUCUGUUUCCAAUGGAAGAAGAGACUGCUCUCUGCAUUUCGGAUUGCGUCGAAAUAUGUCUAUGGUUUCAGAAAAAGGGUGCCAUCGUAUCCCCUCUAUUGGUUCAUGUAAUUCUAUCGAUAUUACUAAUCCUUAAAUCAGCCGUGGCAACCGAUACGGAAAGUCUUAGACGAUUUCACUUAAAUCACGAAGAACAUUUUGAAGAACCCGAAGAACUGCUCAACAGAGAAUUCUCUAAGGAACUUUUGCAAUACCUGGAAAACUAUUGGGUAGACACCGUUGGUACAUAUAACAAGGAUAUGCUUACAAAAUGUUUAAAAUUAUGUUCAAACGAGGCGGUGAAGUCCCUGGUACAAAUCAUUGAACGUAAUCCCAAGUCUUCAAAGACGAUCGUAGAGAAGCUUCGUGCCGUUAUUUAAUUAUUUCAAUAAAUCUAAAUUAAGUGAUUACAUAUUUCAAUAAAUUAUUUGUAUAAAGCAAAA
Molecule: messenger RNA, 1709 nt
Organism: Orussus abietinus
Lineage: Eukaryota; Metazoa; Arthropoda; Insecta; Hymenoptera; Orussidae
Product: protein saal1
Exons: 5
Coding region: 183-1646 (487 amino acids)
Source: RefSeq, a predicted model, not a curated record